Molecule: messenger RNA, 31415 nt
Organism: Coregonus sp. 'balchen'
Lineage: Eukaryota; Metazoa; Chordata; Actinopteri; Salmoniformes; Salmonidae
Source: the annotation of a GenBank genome assembly
AUGGACACAGUGAACGGGGUGGCGAGAUGCCCCUACGACCCGCGUCACAACUCCACUGCCAUGGUAACAGAGAAGGGCGAACUCUACGCCGCCACUGUCAUCGACUUCUCGGGUCGCGACCCCGUCAUCUACCGUAGCCUUGGUAACAUGCCGCCACUGCGAACAGCCCAGUACAACUCCAAAUGGCUCAACGGUAAACAUCCAUCUGUACCAUACACUCUUAGAAAAAAAGGUGCUAUCUAGAACCUAAAAGGGUUCUUCAGUUGUCCCCAUAGGAUAACACUUUUUGGUUCCAGGUAGAACCCAUUUGGUUCCAAGUAGAACCUUUUUAGGAUCCAUGUAGAAACCCUCUGUUCUACAUGGAACCUAAAAGGGUUCUACCUAUAACCAAAUAGGGUUCUCCUAUGGGGACAGCCGAAGAACCCUUUUGGAACCCUAUGUUCUAAGAGUGUAGGAAUAGAAUUACAAUUGGAUCCUGACUGUACUUCCUUCUUUGCUUCCUGGUUAUGGGUACAUUCAAUAUGGCUGCCGGUCCACCCAUCAGGGAACAUGGACUUGAUGGGAUAUUUCCAUUCUAGUAAUUAUAUUUCUAUGCCAGUACAUUACUGACAACAGCCAACUGUAACUGGCUAGAGGCUCUCCUUAUGUUCUAACAUUAAAGGAAUUCUAGAGAAUAAGUCAUAAUGCUAAUAGGAAAGUGUAAGGAAGAGAAAUCUACUGAUUCCAUGCCAAGAACAUCAUUGCUCACAUUCCUGCCGCUGCAUUAGCCGUUUGGAGCUGAAAUACCACAUCUCAUGUCUAACUUACACCUUCCCUCCAUCCCUCCCUAUCUUUCUCUAUUCCUCUCCUCCCUCCCUCUCCCUCCUUCCCUCCCCUUCUCCCUUCCUCUUCCUCCCCUCCCUCUCCCUCCUUCCAUCCCCUUUUCCCUUCCUCCCCCCUCCCUCCUUCCCUCCUUCCCUCUCUCCUCCAGACCCUCACUUUAUCUCAGUCUAUGAGGUGGGUCUCUUCACCUAUUUCUUCCUGAGAGAGAACGCGGUGGAACACGACUGCGGUCGGACCGUGUUCUCCCGGGUCGCCCGGGUCUGUAAGAACGACGUGGGCGGUCGCUUCCUAUUGGAGGACACGUGGACCACGUUCAUGAAGGCGCGGUUGAACUGCUCCCGGUCGGGAGAGAUCCCCUUCUACUAUAACGAGCUGCAGAGCACCUUCUAUCUGCCCGAGCAGGACCUCAUCUACGGCAUCUUCACCACCAACGUGUGAGUGAGAGUGACACACGUGCACACACAUACACACACACAGACACACACCUACACAGAAUGGACACACACAUUAUCAGUCAUACACACACAGGCACUUUUACAUUUACAUGUACAGUAUAGAUGUAGACACACACACAUAGACACACAUCUGCAAAACAACGUUUACUUUUCAUAAGGAGGACCUUUAAAACAGCACCAAUAAGUGAAUGACACCAGUAUUUAGUAGACACACACACACACACAACAGACACACAAGCACACUUACACACACCUUUAUUCUCCAUCUAUCCAGUCCCACUUUGAUUUAUUCACUCUAUUUACACAUUGCUGUAACAGCAUCCCGCUGAGGCUGAAGGUUUUACGGAUGCUAAGAAACAUAUUACAACGGGACUCCAACCCAGCGAGGCAAUCCUCUCGUAAUUUCAAGCUGUCUGGACAAAUGCUGAGAGGAGGGAAGUGAAAAUCACUUCUAGAGUAUUUUCUUCUCCUGUCUCUGUCUGUGUUGGUGGCCUUGGCUUAGCGACAGAGCAGAACCUUGUCUGGGAGAGACGCUUUAGUCUGCAGGAAGAAUGGUGCUGGAGGAUAACCAGUUAAGAACACUUCUGUGUGACUGUGAAACACUUCAAUCGUUUUCAAACUCAAAUGGUUGUGGAAAUCGAUUGCAGUGAACCAUUUGUGUUAGUUAACCCUAUCAGGUUUUGGGUUGCUGUCAGUCAGUCAGUCUGUCGGUCCUACUCUGUGCAAAGCCCAAAGCAUAAUAUCCCGUCCAGAAGCCCCUCUGCCAGUGUGUAGUCCCAUGUUCCUUAUCCUUGGUCUGUUCAGAACCAACACCCAGAAGCCCCUCUCUAAUAGCCUCAGUACCAGUAGUUAUAACAUACUAUAUUAGUGUCGUAGGCUUCUAUCCCCUCUACCUCUCCUCCUAGACCCUGUUAUUAACAUGAUGUAAACCUACACACUGCAGUACAGUCAGCCACAGUACAGUCAACUACAGUACAGUCAGCUACAGCAAACUACAGGACAGCCAGCUACAGUCAGCUACUGUCAGCUACAGUACAGCCAGAUACAGUACAGUCAGAUUCAGUACAGCCAGCUACAGGACAGUCAGCUACAGUACAGUCAGCUACAGUACAGCCAGCUACAGUACAGUCAGCUACAGUACAGUCAGCUACAGUACAGUCAGAUACAGUACAGUCAGAUACAGUACAUUCAGCUACAGUCAGCUACAGUACAGUUAGAUACAGUCAGCUACAGUACAGCCAGCUACAGUACAGUCAGAUUCAGUACAUUCAGCUACAGUCAGCUACAGUACAGUUAGAUACAGUCGGCUACAUUACAGCCAGCUACAGUACAGUCAGAUACAGUCGGCUACAUUACAGCCAGCUACAGUACAGUCAGAUACAGUCGGCUACAUUACAGCCAGCUACAGUACAGUUAGAUACAGUCGGCUACAUUACAGCCAGCUACAGUACAGUCAGAUACAGUCAGCUACAGUACAGCCAGCUACAGUACAGUCAGAUUCAGUACAUUCAGCUACAGUCAGCUACAGUACAGUUAGAUACAGUCGGCUACAUUACAGCCAGCUACAGUACAGUCAGAUACAGUCGGCUACAUUACAGCCAGCUACAGUACAGUCAGAUACAGUCGGCUACAUUACAGCCAGCUACAGUACAGUUAGAUACAGUCGGCUACAUUACAGCCAGCUACAGUACAGUCAGAUACAGUCAGCUACAGUACAGCCAGCUACAGUACAGUCAGAUUCAGUCAGCUACAGUCAGCUACAGUACAGUCAGUUGCAGUACAGUCAUACAGUACAGUCAGCUACAGUACAGUUAGAUAAAGUCAGCUACAGUCAGAUACAAUACAGUCAGCUACAGUACAGUCAGAUACAGUACAGUCAGCUACAGUACAGUUAGAUACAGUACAGUCAGAUUCAGUCAGCUACAGCCAGCUACAGUACAGUCAGAUGCAGUACAGUCAAAUACAGUACAGUCAGCUACAGUACAGUCAGAUGCAGUACAGUCAAAUACAGUACAGUCAGCUACAGUACUGCCAGCUACAGUACAGUUAGAUACAGGCAGCUACAGUACAGUCAGAUGCAGUACAGUCAAAUACAGUACAGUCAGCUACAGUACAGUCAGCUACAGUACAGUCAGAUGCAGUACAGUCAAAUACAGUACAGUCAGCUACAGUACUGCCAGCUACAGUACAGUUAGAUACAGGCAGCUACAGUACAGUCAGAUACAGUACAGUCAGAUUCAGUCAGCUACAGCCAGCUACAGUACAGUCAGAUGCAGUACAGUCAAAUACAGUACAGUCAGCUACAGUACAGUCAGCUACAGUACAGUCAGCUACAGUACAGUCAGAUGCAGUACAGUCAAAUACAGUACAGUCAGCUACAGUACUGCCAGCUACAGUACAGUUAGAUACAGGCAGCUACAGUCAGAUACAGUACAGUCAGAUACAGUACAGUCAGAUUCAGUCAGCUACAGUACAAUCAGCUACAGUACAGUCAGCUAUAGUACAGUCAGAUACAGUACAGUCAGAUUCAGUACAUUCAGCUACAGUCAGCUACAGUACAGUUAGAUACAGUCGGCUACAUUACAGCCAGCUACAGUACAGUCAGAUACAGUCGGCUACAUUACAGCCAGCUACAGUACAGUCAGAUACAGUCAGCUACAGUACAGCCAGCUACAGUACAGUCAGAUUCAGUCAGCUACAGUCAGCUACAGUACAGUCAGUUGCAGUACAGUCAUACAGUACAGUCAGCUACAGUACAGUUAGAUAAAGUCAGCUACAGUCAGAUACAAUACAGUCAGAUACAGUACAGUCAGCUACAGUACAGUCAGCUACAGUACAGUCAGCUACAGUACAGUCAGCUACAGUACAGUCAGCUACAGUACAGUCAGAUACAGUACAGUCAGCUACAGUACAGUUAGAUACAGUACAGUCAGCUACAGUACAGUUAGAUACAGUACAGUCAGAUUCAGUCAGCUACAGCCAGCUACAGUACAGUCAGAUGCAGUACAGUCAAAUACAGUACAGUCAAAUACAGUACAGCCAGCUACAGUACAGUUAGAUACAGUACAGUCAGAUUCAGUCAGAUUCAGUCAGCUACAGUACAGCCAGCUACAGUACAGUCAGAUGCAGUACAGUCAAAUACAGUACAGUCAGCUACAAUACAGUCAGCUACAGUACAGUGAGAUACAGUACUGCCAGCUACAGUACAGUUAGAUACAGGCAGCUACAGUACAGUCAGAUACAGUACAGUCAGAUUCAGUCAGCUACAGCCAGCUACAGUACAGUCAGCUACAGUACAGUGAGAUACAGGCAGCUACAGUCAGAUACAGUACAGUCAGAUACAGUACAGUCGGAUACAGUACAGUCGGAUACAGUACAGUCGGAUACAGUACAGUCAGCUACAGUACAGUCAGAUACAGUACAGUCAGAUACAGUACAGUCAGAUACAGUACAGUCGGAUACAGUACAGUCGGAUACAGUACAGUCGGAUACAGUACAGUCAGCUACAGUACAGUCAGAUACAGUACAGUACCCCUGUGCUUCCUUUCAUACCUGUAUUAAUGGUCCUAUUGAGAGAGAGAGCAGUGGUAUCAGUUUGGGCCCAUCUCACUGGCACAAGCACUCUUCUGUCUGAGGUCCACUUUGGGCUCACCCAGGGCAGAGCUAAAAGGCUUGUAAACUCUGAAGUAUUGAGAAAGACAUCUUAUCCCAGUCGCACAGACAAAAGACAGGCUACAAGGCCUUCAAGCGAUAGUGAUCUCAGGUAUCCUCCAGGGAUAACAGAUAGAAACUGUCUCUGAAAUAACUUAGUGAUGAAGAUGUGGUGUGUCUUGAUCUGUGCCUGGAUCUUAUCCGAUUCUGAGGGUUUUACCAUAUAAAUAGAAUCUAUAGAAAGGGCUUGGAACCUCUAACCCCGGCAAUUUGACUGGUACAUGGGUACACUCGCAAUAGCUGCCAGUCCACCCAUUAUGCCAUCAUUGACUUGAAUGUUCUAUAGAUUCUAUUUCUACAAGUUUUGCCUUGUGUGUCGGUUGCAGUUCCUUUUCUACUUACCCUUUCACUCCUUUUACCAGUAAAUACUUUGUCUGUUUUGUAGCUGAGAGGUUUGAAUGACUAUGAGGAUUGUUUAAGGCGGCUGAGAGCACUGGAGCAUUAUCCAAUUAUUAUCCAAUUAUGUGCCAUAUUACACCUUAUAUUCAUAGUGAUGAUGACUAUUAUAUAAUUGAUAGAUAAAUGUCUCUAUAUAUUGUAGACAUCAUUACGCUCUCUUUUGAACUAAGAAUAUAAGAAGGUCUUACACAUCAAUUCAGUUCUUUAUGAACAGUUUUUUCCUGUAUCAAAUAGGCUGCUGUAUUUUUCCUGCUGAUGUACAUACAGUGAGGGGAAAAAAGUAUUUGAUCCCCUGCUGAUUUUGUACGUUUGCCCACUGACAAAGACAUGAUCAGUCUAUAAUUUUAAUGGUAGGUUUAUUUGAACAGAAUAACAACAACAAAAAUCCAGAAAAACGCAUGUCAAAAAUGUUAUAAAUUGAUUUGCAUUUUAAUGAGGGAAAUAAGUAUUUGACCCCUCUGCAAAACAUGACUUAGUACUUGGUGGCAAAACCCUUGUUGGCAAUCACAGAGGUCAGACGUUUCUUGUAGUUGGCCACCAGGUUUGCACACAUCUCAGGAGGGAUUUUGUUCCACUCCUCUUUGCUGAUCUUUUCCAAGUCAUUAAAGGUUUCGAGGCUGACGUUUGGCAACUCGAACCUUCAGAUUUUCUAUGGGAUUAAGGUCUGGAGACUUGCUAGGCCACUCCAGGACCUUAAUGUGCUUCUUCUUGAGCCACUCCUUUGUUGCCUUGGCCGUGUGUUUUGGGUCAUUGUAAUGCUGGAAUACCCAUCCACGGCCCAUUUUCAAUGCCCUGGCUGAGGGAAGGAGGUUCUCACCCAAGAUUUGACGGUACAUGGCCCCGUCCAUCGUCCCUUUGAUGCAGUGAAGUUGUCCUGUCCCCUUAGCAAAAAAACACCCCCAAAGCAUAAUGUUUCCACCUCCAUGUUUGACGGUGGGGAUGGUGUUCUUGGGGUCAUAGGCAGCAUUCCUCCUCCUCCAAACACGGCGAGCUCGAUUUUGGUCUCAUCUGACCACAACACUUUCACCCAGUUCUCCUCUGAAUCAUUCAGAUGUUCAUUGGCAAACUUCAGACGGGCCUGUAUAUGUGCUUUCUUGAGCAGGGGACUUUGCGGGCGCUGCAGGAUUUCAGUCCUUCACGGCGUAGUGUGUUACCAAUUGUUUUCUUGGUGACUAUGGUCCCAGCUGCCUUGAGAUCAUUGACAAGAUCCUCCCGUGUAGUUCUGGGCUGAUUCCUCACCGUUCUCAUGAUCAUUGCAACUCCACGAAGUGAGAUCUUGCAUGGAGCCCCAGGCCGAGGGAGAUUGACAGUUAUUUUGUGUUUCUUCCAUUUGCAAAUAAUCGCACCAACUGUUGUCACCUUCUCACCAAGCUGCUUGGCGAUGGUCUUGUAGCCCAUUCCAGCCUUGUGUAGGUCUACAAUCUUGUCCCUGACAUCCUUGGAGAGCUCUUUGGUCUUGGCCAUGGUGGAGAGUUUGGAAUCUGAUUGAUUGAUUGCUUCUGUGGACAGGUGUCUUUUAUACAGGUAACAAACUGAGAUUAGGAGCACUCCCUUUAAGAGUGUGCUCCUAAUCUCAGCUCGUUACCUGUAUAAAAUACAUCUGGGAGCCAGAAAUCUUUCUGAUUGAGAGGGGGUCAAAUACUUAUUUCCCUCAUUAAAAUGCAAAUCAAUUUAUAACAUUUUUGACAUGUGUUUUUCUGGAUUUUUGUUGUUGUUAUUCUGUCUCUCACUGUUCAAAUAAACCUACCAUUAAAAUGAUAGACUGAUAAUUUCUUUGUCAGUGGGCAAACGUACAAAAUCAGCAGGGGAUCAAAUACUUUUUUCCCUCACUGUACAAAGGGCUUUAUAAAUACAUUUGAUGGAUUGGAUUGAAAAAAGUGGAGGGCGCUCAACCAACGUGAGUUGUGGUGCAACCCAAAAAUGUGAUCAUCAUUGAAAAGGAAAAGGCACAACGCUCACCGUUAAAAACAGCAUUGAUUGAUUCACUGCCAUGGCCUCUGAGUCACGGUUUCCUUACGUCUCCUCCUAACAGGAACAGCAUCUCUGCGUCGGCUGUGUGUGCGUUCAACCUCAGCGCCAUCACCCAGGCUUUCAACGGACCGUUCCGUUAUCAGGAGAACCCUCGUACCAGCUGGCUCUCCACCCCCAACCCCAUCCCCAACUUCCAGGUAGGGGACUAUCCAAAGUCUAGUGUCUGGUCUUAUUUUCUACUAGAUUCCUUAUUUCACUGCUUCCCAGCCCUCUACUCGGGGACCAAAAUGUUUCACAUAAGUCUUGUAGCUCUGAAAUAGCACACCUGAUUCCACUAGUCAUGACUCAAAUGAGCCUUUCAUCACACCUCAUUCCACUAGUCAAUGACUCAAAUGAUCCUUUCAUCAAGCUCCACCCUGUGAUCUCUGUUUAUUGCAAAAUAAAUCAGUAUAAUUUAGGAAACGAAUCAAAAAGUUGUCCUUCCCUGUCCCCCUUGUCUGUCCCCUCAGUGUGAUACCCUGGAGGAGCGUGGUCCAGGGGAGAACCAGACGGAGCGCAGCCUGCAGGACGCCCAACGUCUCUUCCUCAUGUCUGACGUGGUGCAGCCCGUCUCCACCGACCCCCUCCUGCACCAGGACAACAUCCGCUUCUCCAAGCUGGUGGUGGACAUCGUGCAGGGCCGAGACACCCUCUACCACGUCAUGUACAUUGGCACUGGUGAGUCAACGGGAGGGAGGGAGGAAGGGAGGAGGGAGGGAGGGAAACGGAAGCUAGAUGUCUCAUUUUGUCUGUUUGUCCAAUAAGAAUACGGCACCAUCCUGAAGGCCCUCUCCACGACCAAUAAGAGCCUGCGGGGGUGUUACCUGGAGGAGAUGAGGCUCCUCCCCGAGGGCGAAAGUGAGCCAAUCAGGAGCCUUCAAAUCCUCCACAGCGAUAGGUCGUUGUUUGUGGGGCUGAGCGACAGGGUGCUGAAGAUCCCACUGGAAAGAUGCUCCAGCUACAAAACUGAACGGUAAGAAGACCAUUCCCACACACCCUCUUCAAUACCCCACCACUUAAAAGGCUGCAGUUCAAUCAAAACCUGCGUUUGCAAUGUUUACAAAGUGUCUUUGUUUAUAAACUACUUCCUGUACACUUCUUCUGGAAAAUGGAUCUACUGGUGAGGGCAAAGUCCAGAAGAUCACAAUAAUAUUCUAUCAGUAUUCUACUCGAGGCUAAUCAUCUUAGUGACAGUUAAUUGGAAAGAAGCCAAAUCUUCUGCCCUCCAGCCUAGCAGGGUCUGACUGAUCCAGACAGGAAGUAGUCAAGUGCAGGAAGGGUGGCGUUAUGACUAUUAUGACUACUGAUAUAUGAGGUCUCCUACACCCCACAGCCCCCCGUAGCUUCCACAGGACCUCAGACACACAAUGAUAUCACACCUUACUGUACAGUAUGAAGAAUGGUGGUGUUAUGACUAGAAUGAUGUCUCACCUUACUGUACAGUAUGAAGAAUGGUGGUGUUAUGACUAGAAUGAUGUCUCACCUUACUGUACAGUAUGAAGAAUGGUGGUGUUAUGACUAGAAUGAUGUCUCACCUUACUGUACAGUAUGAAGAAUGGUGGUGUUAUGACUAUAAUGAUGUCUCACCUUACUGUACAGUAUGAAGAAUGGUGGUGUUAUGACUAUAAUGAUGUCUCACCUUACUGUACAGUAUGAAGAAUGGUGGUGUUAUCACUAUAAUGAUGUCUCACCUUACUGUACAGUAUGAAGAAUGGUGGUGUUAUGACUAGAAUGAUGUCUCACCUUACUGUACAGUAUGAAGAAUGGUGGUGUUAUCACUAUAAUGAUGUCUCACCUUACUGUACAGUAUGAAGAAUGGUGGUGUUAUCACUAUAAUGAUGUCUCACCUUACUGUACAGUAUGAAGAAUGGUGGUGUUAUCACUAUAAUGAUUACUGAUAUAUAAGGUUUCUUACACUCCUGUAGCUUCCAUAGGUUCCACUUCCUGUCCACCUCUAACAGCCAAUGCCACGACACUUCACAAUACAUACACAGUGUUAUGAAUACUGAUAUAUGUGGUUUAAUAUAUAUUAAUUCUAAAUGAAAUUGAGAAAAAAUGAUUGGCCUAGACUAAAUUAUUCAAAAUUCUAAUUAACUUGGUUGGAGGCAAUUGUUCUCAUUUCCUGUGUAAUUUAUCUCACCUGUGGUAGGUUGCAGGUGCCUGCUGGGUAAAAAUAGCAAUUGAACGAGUUUUGAAAAGAAAAAACAGCUCAUUCUACUCAAUUGCACUCCUUUUGUAAAGUGCAAUGUGCCAACAUUUGAGCACAUCAGUAAGUAACCAAUCCAGCUGAGGCUUCCUGUAAUUACAUUUGACCUCUCCUAUUGGUUGGAUCCCUGCUAGCUCCUUGUGAACACUGCCCUCUGUCUCUCCCGGUGCUAGUGGGGAAGAAACUAAUUUCCUCUGGUUCUGGCGGCAGACUGGAGCCAGUAGGCUGGGCUAGCAGUCUGGGACGGUGUUGCAAUGCCAGCAGAGGUUUUCUGUGCGAUCCAUCAUGCUCACCUGUCAGAAGAAGAAGAAGGAAGAGGGGAACAGGAAAUAAAUACAGUCAGGGAAAGAGAGCGAGGGUUGUUGUUGUGAGAAAAAGAGUGAACUGACCAGCUCCCUAACUGACUGGACAUAGAUGGAUGUUAACGUUAAUGGCAUCCCAUUACUGCAAUAGAUUAAGUAGUUGGAAUGGUGAUUGCAUGUAUCCUACCCCUAUUUUACAUACCAUCCUGUGUAAUAACAUAUCAGGAUGAAAUGUAAUAUCAUGUAUAUUAUAUGCUAUAAUAUUGGGAGGGGGAGAAUAAUUGUGUAUUUCAUAUUGAUGGGGAUGGUGCCACAGGACUGUAUAGAAACCUCUGUUACAGUCUCAGACAGUAACCUUCAGUGCAGUCAGCUAAACACCAUGUCAGGAACCACCUAGCCUAGCCACUCCCUUCCAACCCCAUGUCAGGAACCACCUAGCCUAGCCACUCCCUUCCAACCCCAUGUCAGGAACCACCUAGCCUAGCCACUCCCUUCCAACCCCAUGUCAGGAACCACCUAGCCUAGCCACUCCCUUCCAACCCCAUGUCAGGAACCACCUAGCCUAGCCACACCAUUCCAACCCCAUGUCAGGAACCACCUAGCCUAGCCACACCAUUCCAACCCCAUGUCAGGAACCACCUAGCCUAGCCACUCCCUUCCAACCCCAUGUCAGGAACCACCUAGCCUAGCCACUCCCUUCCAACCCCAUGUCAGGAACCACCUAGCCUAGCCACUCCCUUCCAACCCCAUGUCAGGAACCACCUAGCCUAGCCACUCCCUUCCAACCCCAUGUCAGGAACCGCCUAGCCACACCCUUCCAACACCAUGUCAGGAACCACCUAGCCUAGCCACUCCCUUCCAACCCCAUGUCAGGAACCACCUAGCCUAGCCACCAUUCCAACCCCAUGAACCCCAAUGUGCCCCAGGUUACAUUUUCUCUCGCUGCGUGUGGAGACAUUUCGGCUCUACAGAUCAGAGUUACGAGCUGCGUGUGGAGACAUUUCGCUCUACAGACCAGGGUUACGAGCCACGUGUGGAGACAUUUAGGCUCUACAGACCAGGGUUACGAGCUGUGGGUUAUUUGUUUUAUAGUUCUGAAAGAAACUGUUUCCUUCCCUCCCCCUAAGGAUAAAUAAUCACAGUAAUACACUUGGCAAAUUGCAAUAUUAGUGGCUUGACUUGCAGCCACACAGGGAAACAUUGUAUUACAUGCAUAAUGGAUGAGAGAGAGCCCUAUCUUACUGUGUAGUAGCUAUAAUACUAUAAUCUAUGGUAGUUAUCGGCCAAGUGGGUUUAGCUAGUGUGUUAGGCUCUUAAUAUCUCAAAGAGCUCCUUGGUUACCUUCUGUAUAGCAGAACUGUGAGGGGAGUAGAAUGGGGAAGUGGUUAACUGUGAGGAGAGUAGAAUGAAGAAGUGGUUAACUGUGAGGAGAGUUAACAGCGAGAGAAAAUGUUGUUCUCCGCUAACAUCAAGGCGGUGACCCGAUCCUGUAGGUUCAUGCUCUACAACAUUCGGAGAGUACGACCCUGCCUUACACAGGAAGCGGCACAGGUCCUAAUCCAGGCACUUGUCAUCUCUCGUCUGGAUUACUGCAACUCGCUGUUGGCUGGGCUCCCUGCCUGUGCCAUUAAACCCCUACAACUCAUCCAGAAUGCCGCAGCCCGUCUGGUGUUCAACCUUCCCAAGUUCUCUCACGUCACCCCGCUCCUCCGCACACUCCACUGGCUUCCAGUUGAAGCUCGCAUCUGCUACAAGACCAUGGUGAUUGCCUACGGAGCUGUGAGGGGAACGGCACCUCCAUACCUUCAGGCUCUGAUCAGUCCCUACACCCAAACGAGGGCAUUGCGUUCAUCCACCUCUGGCCUGCUGGCCCCCCUACCUCUGCGGAAGCACAGUUCCCGCUCAGCCCAGUCAAAACUGUUCGCUGCUCUGGCACCCCAAUGGUGGAACAAGCUCCCUCAUGACGCCAGGACAGCGGAGUCACUCACCACCUUCCGAAGACGCUUGAAACCCCACCUCUUUAAGGAAUACCUGGGAUAGGAUAAAGUAAUCCUUCUACCCCCCCUUACCCCACCCCACCCCCCAAAAAAAACAUAUUGUAAAGUGGUUAUCCCACUGGCUAAAAGGUGAAUGCACCAAUUUGUAAGUCGCUUUGGAUAAGAGCGUCUGCUAAAUGAUGUAAAUGUAAAUGAGUAGAAUGGGGAAGUGGUUAACUGUGAGGAGAGUAGAAUGGGGAAGUGGUUAACUGUGAGGAGAGUAGAAUGGGAAAGUGGUUAACUGUGAGGAGAGUAGAAUGGGAAAGUGGUUAACUGUGAGGGGAGAAGAAUGGGGAAGUGGUUAACUGUGAGGAGAGUUGAAUGGGAAAGUGGUUAACUGUGAGGAGAGUAGAAUGGGGAAGUGGUUAACUGUGAGGAGAGUAGAAUGGGAAAGUGGUUAACUGUGAGGAGAAUAGAAUGGGGAAGUGGUUAACUGUGAGGAGAGUUGUAUGGGAAAGUGGUUAACUGUGAGGAGAGUAGAAUGGGGAAGUGGUUAACUGUGAGGAGAGUAGAAUGGGGGAAGUGGUGGGUGAUGGAGAUUGGGAUUGGGGGGAAGAGGGGGAAGAGGGGUGGAGGCUGGGGUUGGAGAGUAGUUUUCUGCAAAACUGUAGGGACUUUGUUGGGUUUUUCCUCCCAGGAUCUACACACAUGCGCACGCACGCACACACAAACAAACACACACAACAAACAAACGCGCAUGCACACACACACCCUGGCACAUAAUAAUGUGUGCAACACAUAAACCCUACGAACACACCCCUGCACCCCUCCCAUCCCUCUCAGACAACCAUUAUUUACUGCAGUCCGUAGCCGCCAGCCCGUCAGCAGGGUGCUCAACACAGUUGCCUGCUAAACUGCCUGCUAAACUGACAUUACUGCUGAUUAUCAGGAACUGAUCUGGCAAGUAUUUAUUGAAGGGGAGUGUUUUGUUGGUCACGCUCCCCUAUGCAGAAUACCAAUAAGUCCUAGGUAGGCUGGUGUUAGUGCAUUGAUAUUCCAUUCAUCAGAUCAGAUUGUAGAUGGGUUAGUCCCAAAUAGCACCCUAUUCCCUAUAUAGUGCACUACUUUUGAUGAGGGCCAAUGGGGCUCUGGUCAAAAGUAGUGUACUAUACAGGGAAUAGGGUGCUAUUUGGGACAGAGCCAAUGUCUUGAACAAAGCACAGAUACAAGGGAACAGGGGAUACAGAGACCGCAAAUAAUCAAACAACCUAUAAAAUGCUGACACAAUGUUGACACUAUCUCUUCCUCUCCAUAAUUCAAGGUAGACAGACAGUACAUUGCAUGGCUUUAUGUAGGGAAAUACUGUCCUUUUAUGGAAAAAGUUGGUCUGCUUUUUUACCAAGAAAAGCAGGUUGGGGACAGAUGUUCUUUUGGUUGACGAUGACAAUAUCCCUAAGGUGAUCUUCCUUUAUGGGUCCUGCUUAGUAUGUGACUAUUUCACUUGAAGUAAUUAGAGAGAAUUACCAUGCAGAGGACGAUAUCCUCUCUAGGUGUUGCUAUUGGCUGGGUCUCAAAUGGCACCCUGUUUCCUUUUAUAGUGCACUACUUAUAUAGUGCACCCUUUAUAGUGCACUACUACCUUUGACCAGAGCCCCCACUAUAUAGAAAAGAAGGUACCAUUUGGGAUGCAACCAUUCCCUCUGUCUGAGAUAUCACCUGAAAUGAGCUCCAACCAUUUUUUUUAAACAUUUGUACAUUUUUAGUCAUUUAGCAGACGCUCUUCUCCAGAGCGACUUACAGUUAGGAGUGCAUACAUUUUCAUACUGGCCCCCGUGGGAAUCGAACCCACAACCCUGGCGUUGCAAACGCCAUGCUCUACCAACUGAGCUACACGGGACAAGAUCAUGUUGAGGCAGAUUCAUAACACCAUGUUGAGGCAGAUUCAUAACACCAUGUUGAGGCAGUUUCAUAACACCAUGUUGAGGCAGUUUCAUAACACCAUGUUGAGGCAGUUUCAUAACACCAUGUUGAGGCAGUUUCAUAACAUCAUGUUGAGGCAGUUUCAUAACAUCAUGUUAAGGCAGUUUCAUAACAUCAUGUUGAGGCAGUUUCAUAACAACAUCAUGUUCUGGCAGUUUCAUAACCACAUCAUGUUCAGGCAGUUUUAUCUCUGAAAUUGCUUGUCAAAAGUGAAGAAAGGAACCAUUCACAAGAUAACAAUGGGACCAUUUCAUGUAUUUCUGCAUUUGUGUUUACUGUACGUGAUAUGUGGGUGUUUCUGUACUUUGGACAGACAUUUUGGGACAAGGGAGAUGUUGGGGGGGGGAAGAGGGGUGGAGGCUGGGAUUGGGGGGAAGAGGGGUGCAGGCUGGGGUUGGAGAGUAGUUUUCUGCAAAACUGUAGGGACUUUGUUUGGUUUUUCCUCCCAGGAUCUACACACAUGCGCACGCACGCACGCACGCAUACACACACACACAAACAAACGCACACGCACACACACAACACACCCUGGCACAUAAUAAUGUGUGCAACACAUAAACCCUACGAACACACCCCUGCACCCCUCCCAUCCCUCUCAGACAACCAUUAUUUACUGCAGUCCGUAGCCGCCAGCCCGUCAGCAGGGUGCUCAACACAGUUGCCUGCUAAACUGCCUGCUAAACUGACAUUACUGCUGAUUAUCAGGAACUGAUCUGGCAAGUAUUUAUUGCAGGGGAGUGUUUUGUUGGUCACGCUCCCCUAUGCAGAAUACCAAUAAGUCCUAGGUAGGCUGGUGUUAGUGCAUUGAUAUUCCAUUCAUCAGAUCAGAUUGUAGAUGGAUUAGUCCCAAAUAGCACCCUAUUCCCUAUAUAGUGCACUACUUUUGAUGAGGGCCAAUGGGGCUCUGGUCAAAAGUAGUGUACUAUACAGGGAAUAGGGUGCUAUUUGGGACUGAGUCAAUGUCUUGAACAGAGCACAGAUACAAGGGAACAGGGGAUACAGAGACCGCAAAUAAUCAAACAACCUAUAAAAUGCUGACACAAUGUUGACACUAUCUCUUCCUCUCCAUAAUUCAAGGCAGACAGACAGUACAUUGCAUGCCUUUAUGUAGGGAAAUACUGUCCUCUUAUGGAAAAAGUUGGUCUGCUUUUUUACCAAGAAAAGCAGGUUGAGGACAGAUGUUCUUUUGGUUGACGAUGACAGUAUCCCUAAGGUGAUCUUCCUUUAUGGGUCCUGCUUAGUAUGUGACUAUUUCACUUGAAGUAAUUAGAGAAUUACCAUGCAGAGGACGAUAUCCUCUCUAGGUGUUGCUAUUGGCUGGGUCUCAAAUGGCACCCUGUUUCCUUUUAUAGUGCACUACUUAUAUAGUGCACCCUUUAUAGUGCACUACUACCUUUGACCAGAGCCCCCACUAUAUAGAAAAGAAGGUACCAUUUGGGAUGCAACCAUUCCCUCUGUCUGAGAUAUCACCUGAAAUUAGCUCCAACCAUUUCAAAACAAGAUCAUGUUGAGGCAGAUUCAUAACAUCAUGUUGAGGCAGUUUUAUCUCUGAAAUUGCUUGUCAAAAGUGAAGAAAGGAACCAUUCACAAGAUAACAAUGGGACCAUUUCAUGUAUUUCUGCAUUUGUUUACUGUAAGUGAUAUGUGGGUGUUUUGUACUUUGGACAGACAUUUUGGGACAAGAGAGAUGGUGAUAUUGAUUACUGGUGUUUGAUAGAUGUAGAUAUUGAUUUCUGGUGAUGGAGAUAUUGAUUGCUGGUGUUUGAUAGAUGGAGAUAUUGAUUACUGGUGUUUGAUAGAUGGAGAUAUUGAUUGCUGGUGAUUGAUAGAUGGAGAUAUUGAUUACUGGUCUUUGAUAGAUGGAGAUAUUGAUUGCUGGUGAUUGAUAGAUGGAGAUAUUGAUUGCUGGGGAUUGAUAGAUGGAGAUAUUUAUUACUGGUGAUUGAUAGAUGGAGUUAUUGAUUGCUGGUGAUUGAUAGAUGGAGAUAUUGAUUACUGGUCUUUGAUAGAUGGAGAUAUUGAUUGCUGGUGAUUGAUAGAUGGAGAUAUUGAUUGCUGGGGAUUGAUAUAUGGAGAUAUUUAUUACUGGUGAUUGAUAGAUGGAGUUAUUGAUUGCUGGUGAUUGAUAGAUGGAGAUAUUGAUUGCUGGUGAUUGAUAGAUGGUGAUAGAUUGUGAUAUUGAUUACUUGUGAUUGAUAAUGAUAUUGAUUACUGAUGAUUGAUGGUGAUAUUGAUUACUGGUGAUAGAUGGCGAUAUUGAUUACUGGUGAUAGAUGGCGAUAUUGAUUACUGGUGAUAGAUGGUGAUAUUGAUUACUGGUGAUAGAUGGUGAUAUUGAUUACUGGUGAUAGAGGGUGAUAUUGAUUACUGGUGAUAGAUGGUGAUAUUGAUUACUGGUGAUAGAGGGUGAUAUUGAUUACUGGUGAUAGAGGGUGAUAUUGAUUACUGGUGAUAGAGGGUGAUAUUGAUUACUGGUGAUAGAGGGUGAUAUUGAUUACUGGUGAUAGAGGGUGAUAUUGAUUACUGGUGAUUGGUGGAGAUAUUGAUUACUGGUGAUAGAUGGAUAUAUUGAUUACUGGUGAUAGAUGGUGCAGCUUGGGAGUGGAUUUCUUUAUACUAUCCCCCUCUCCUGUCACGUCAUCUCUUCCUCCCUCCUUUCCUCUCCUCUCACCUUCCUUCUCUCCAUCCCUCUCUUGCCCACAGAGUGAGACCUUGUCUGGUAGACAGGGGGGCUGAGUGUGAUAAACUGUUUCCAAAGUGGGCUCACUCAGUGAGAGAUGAGGCGGGGGUUUGAGUGACAGUUAUGGGGUCUAGGGGGCCGUCUUGUUAACCCCCCCACUGCUUAGCAAUGUGAUGUUUCUGUAGAGAGACAGCCUCUCUGAACCUGGAGAAAAGAGCCUUCACUGGACUGGAACCCCAAACUAACCCACGCCCGUCCUGACUUGGGUCUCACAGGGAAACGUUUAUACUCCCAACCCCAUCAAAUCCCCUCUCUUAUACAGUACACACAAACACACGCACACAGGCCUCUUGCUCUCUACAUCAGCCAAGUGCUCUGGGUCAACAGGACCUGUUUUCUCUGCUCCAUCUCGACCUCACGGAGCCAGAUAAACAACCAGGAAGAGAUGGACCCCUCACAUGGUCCUACGGUAAAGGGGCUACCCUGACCUGCGCCUGUCACACAGGGUCUUACGGUAAAGGGGCUGCCCUGACCUGUGCCUGUUACACAGGGUCCUACGGUAAAGGGGCUGCCCUGACCUGUGCCUGUCACACAGGGUCCUAUGGUAAAGGGGCUGCCCUGACCUGUGCCUGUCACACAGGGUCCUACGGUAAUGGGGCUGCCCUGACCUGUGCCUGUCACACAGGGUCCUACAGUAAAGGGGCUGCCCUGACCUGUGCCUGUCACACAGGGUCCUACGGUAAAGGGGCUGCCCUGACCUCUGCCUGUCACACAUGGUCCUAUGGUAAAGGGGCUGCCCUGACCUGUGCCUGUCACACAGGGUCCUACGGUAAAGGGGCUGCCCUGACCUGUGCCAGUCACACAGGGUCCUACGGUAAAGAGGCUACCCCAUUGACUUCGAUAGACAUCACAUCAUAUUAUCUGUCCCAUUAUGGCAUCUGUUAGAGCAUGGGCACCACCAUUGAGGCCAUCUCCAUUUUGAAGUAGUCCAUUUUCUUCUUCUAGUACUUUUAUAAGUUGGUAAACACUAGAGUCCUCUAUCUAUUUCUAUGGGCUGCUCUGACCUGUGCCUUUUCACAAACACGUUGUCAAACAGCAUUCCUAAGCUUCUCAGCUAGGGGGUUCCCUUCCCGGACUCUCUGACAACUUCAUUUCAUUAACAACCCCUGGAUUUAAUGACUGAAAUUAUCUCAUGUUUUUUCUGGAGCAUACAAACAUUUAGCUGCCGAGAAGCGUGUCGUGUGGCACGGUGCCUUACAGAGGAGCAUGUGUCAGAGUGGGUCCCCCUGAAUGUGUCAACACCUCAACUAGCACCAGUCUGAUACUGAAUGGGGUUUAUUGGGGGAGAGCUGUUUUCCUAGCUUUACGCUUACAUGUUGUUGAGUGAGGUGAGAUGUGAGGUGUUUUUCCAGUGCUGUCCCUCUCCACUGACUGCUGUCUUUGUGCCCUGGGUUCCUACAGGCACUGCCUGGACGCCCGAGACCCCUACUGUGGCUGGGACCGUAAGCAGAAGCGCUGCACCACCAUCGAGGAUAGCUCCAACAUGAGCCAGUGGAGCCAGAAUAUCACUGAGUGCCCAGUAAGGGUCACACACACCUCAUAUGUAACACACACACAAACACACACCUCUAUGUAACACACAGGUCAUUCGGAAAGUAUUCAGACCCCUUGACUUUUUCCAAAUGUUGUUACGUUACAGCCUUAUUCUAAGAUUGAUUAAAUAAAAACAUUUUCCUCAUCAAUCUACACACAAUACCCCAUAAUGACAACAUUUUCCAAAUGUAUUAAAAAUUAAAACAGAAAUACCUUAUUUACAUAAGUAUUCAGAUCCUUUGCUAUGAGACUCAAAAUAGAUCUCAGGCACAUCCUGUUUCCAUUGAUCAUCCUUGAUGUUUCUAUAACUUGAUUGGAGUCCACCUGUGGUAAAUUCAAUUGAUUGGACAUGAUUUGGAAAGGCACACACCUGUCUAUAUAAGGUCCCACAGUUGACAGUGCAUGUCAGAGCAAAAACGAAGCCAUGAGGUCGAAGGAAUUGUCCGUAGAGCACCGAGACAGGAUUGUGUCGAGGCACAGAUCUGGGGAAUGGUACCAAAACAUUUCUGCAGCAUUGAAGGUCCCCAAGAACACAGUGGCCUCCAAGUUUGUAACCACCAAGACUCUUCCUAGAGCUGGCCUCCCUGCCAAACUGAGCAAUCGGAGGAGAAGGGCCUUGGUCAGGGAGGUGACCAAGAACCCGAUGGUCACUCUGACAGAGCUCCAGAGUUCCUCUGUGGAGAUGGGAGAACCUUCUAGAAGGACAACCAUCUCUGCAACACUCCACCAAUCAGGCCUUUAUGGUAGAGUGGCAAGACGGAAGCCACUCCUCAGUAAAAGGCACAUGACAGCCUGCUUGGAGUUUGCCAAAAGGCACCUAAAGGACUCAGACCAUGAGAAACAAGAUUGUCUGGUCAGAUGAAACUAAGAUUGAACCUUUUGACGUCUGGAGGAAACCUGGCACCAUCCCUACGGUGAGGCAUGGUGGUGGCAGCAUCAUGCUGUGGGGAUGUUUUUCAGCGGCAGGGACUGGGAGAUUAGUCAGGAUCGAGGGAAAGACAGAGCUUGAGAGGAUCUGCAGAGAAGAAUGGGAGAAACUCCCCAAAGCUUGUAGCGUCAUACCCAAGAAUACUCAAGGCUGUAAUCGAUGCCAAAGGUUUUUCAACAAAGUACUGAAGUAAAGGGUCUGAAUACUUCUGUCAAUGUGAUAUUUCAGUUUUUUAUUUGUAAUACAUUUGCAAAAAUAAUAAAUAAAUAAAACGUUUUUGCUUUGUCAUUAUGGGGUAUUGUUUGUAGAUUGAUGAGGGGGAAAAAACCAUUUAAUCCAUUUUAGAAUAAGGCUGUAACAAAAUGUGGAAAAAGUCAAGGGGUCUGAAUACUUUCCGAAUGCACUGUACACACACACACACACUCUUUGUUUUCGUGAAAUGUCCGGACCUUUUGUAGUGUAAAAUAUUUGACCAUUAAAAAUCCUAUUUACCCUAACCCCUAAACCUAACACUAACCCUAAACCUUAACCCCAAAACCCUAAAUCGAACCCUUAAGCUUAAAAUAGCAUUUGAACAAAUUUAGGACCUGAAAAAAAGUCCUGACAAAAAAGAAAGUCAGGACAUUCAGGUGAAAUGUUAGGACUUUGGGGUCCUGAUAAUUUAGGGGGAAAAACAUGCACACACACAUAUACACACACACAGCAGACAGACUCACACAGACAGACACACUCAUUCACUUUCCCCACACACCUUCCCCUCUCGCCUACCACUUUUUCCCAUUAGCCACCAUUCUGACCCCAUUUCUGAUUGGUCUCUUCUGAUUCUGAACUCCCGCCCGCUCACAGGUACGGAACCUGACCCAGGACGGCGGCUUCAGCCCCUGGACGCCAUGGCAACCCUGUAACCACGACGACGGGGAGGGUGCCAGCACCAGUUGUGCGUGUCGCUCACGCUCCUGUAACAGUCCGGUCCCUCAGUGUGGAGGCUCCAACUGCAAGGGCCCCACUAUCCAGGUGGCCAACUGUUCCAGGUACUGUAGAGAAAGAAUAGGGGGAAGCUAUAGUCUACUAUUCAUUAUUCAGCACCAAACAUCUCAACAGUUACUGGAAUAGUCAUGACAGUCAGCAGAGCAUGUUUCCUGGAGUACAGAACGUUUUGGGGGGAUUAUCAAGUCCCACAUUUGGGCACCUGAUUCCUGUUUCUUUGUUCAAAUUGGGCUGACGUGCAUUUGAGUCCGCUUUCAUUCUAUGUUUCCAGCAUGUUAACAAACUGUCAGUAUAUUUGAUGAGAAGGUAUUGUACAUGUUGAUGGAUCUCUGGACAAAGACGAGUAGUAGUAUGAGACUUCAGACCAGCCGCAGCAGCACAGUCCAAUACUGAUAUAAAUGUAAAUGAGAUGCAUACUACCUUGCAUCUACCAGAAAGUGUUGUCAUGUUCUUAGAUGGAACUCAAGGACACCCAUCCCCUCUAGUAAUAGAGGUUUCCCUCAUUAGGCAAAAGUAAUUGGAUUUAUCUAGAGUGAGUUGAAAACCAAAUGACUGUCACCUCUCAGUAUAGCACAUCUCUAUUUGUGUAUGUGUGUGUGGUUUUACUAUCCAGGUGGGGACCAGAACUCCUCACAAGGAUAGUAAAACAGGGACAAUUCUGACAAGUGGGGACAUUUUGCCGGUCCCCACAAGGAAAAAGCCAAUUUUAGACUUAGGGCUUAGGUUUAGGGUUAGAAUUAGGGUUAGGGGUUAGGUUUAGGGUUAGGGUUAGGAGAUAGGGUCAGGGUUAAGGUUAGGGUUAGGAGAUAUGGUCAGGGUUAAGGUUAGGGUUAGGUUAAGGGUUUGAGGUUAGGGAAAAUAUGACUUUGAAUGGGAAUCAAUAGUAUUUUUCCCACAAGGAUAGUGAAACAAACUAUUGUGUCUGUGUCUGUGUGUCUGUGUGUCAAAUCACAUCACAUUUCAUUUGUCACAUACACGUGUUUAGCAGAUGUUAUCGCGGAUGUAGCGAAAUGCUUGUGUUUCUAGCUCCGACAGUGCAGUAACUUCUAACAAGGAAUAUCAAACAAUUUCACAACAUAUACCCAAUACACACAAAUCUAAGUAAGGAAUGGAAUUAAGAAUGUAUACAUAUAUGGACGAGCGAUGUGUGUGAGCAUGCUUACGUACGUUGAGUGUGUGUGUGUGUGUGCUAUUAGAGAGAUUACGAUCUUUACUGGUGGCUUCCUGAUGUCUACUUCACUGUGUUCCUAUGCAGGAGAGAGACAGAGGUGCUGAAAUGAAAUGCUCUUUUACAGGAAGCACCAAUUUAAUUAGAAGGGAAGCUCCAUCGGCCUGAAGCACUUAAACAAAUUGGGGGAUGUUUUUAAUGCCUCGGCCCAGUCAGCUUCCCAGACAAGCACACGUAGACUGAAGCUCAGCAAUGUUUGUUCUGUUCUUCUGCUUUCAGAGGGUUUACAAUAGAAGAUGACAGAGGGACUAGAAGAUGACAGAGGGACUAUUUUUCUUAGUGAUUAACUAGGCUAUUAGAGUUUUGGGUGAAUCUGCGUGUCUUACCAGUUGUUCUGAGUCUCUCUCUCUCUCUCUCUUUCUCUCUCUUUCUCUCUCUCUCUCUUUCUCUCUCGCUCUCUCGCUCUCCUCUAGGAACGGAGACUGGACCCCCUGGUCCUCCUGGGGUCAGUGCAGCACCAGCUGUGGCAUCGGGUUCGAGGUGCGCCAGCGUUCCUGCAACAACCCUUCACCCCGGCACGGGGGGCGUGUCUGUGUGGGACAAGGCCGAGACGAGAGGUGAGAAAGAGGGACUCAAUGCAGUACAUUCAGUCAGGUUUACAUUCAGUCAGGUUUACAUACAGUCACGUUUACAUUCAGUCAGGUUUACAUUCAGUCAGGUCAGGCUUACAUACAGUCAGGUUUAUAUACAGUCAGGUUUACAUUCAAUCAGGCUUACAUUCAGUCAGGUGUAUAUACAUUCAGUCAGGUUUUUCUCCCCAUCUUGCAUCAUAUGCUUAGUGACAGAUGAGAUUUGUGUAUUGAGUAACCUUGCUGAAGACUUAUGUUAGUUCCCCGAGCUAAUGCCCUCAGCUUUAGCUCAGCAGGUUAACACAGUUUUGUGGCUUGCAGGAGACCCUGGUUCAGCGUCGCAAAGCCCUUUGAAAUGGUGCACAUAUUGUAAAGCAGUGGUUCACCUUCUCUUACAGAGACCACCAAGCAGAAAGAGUACAACUGUAUGUUUACUGUGUGUGUGUGUGUGUGUGUGUGUGUGUGUGCAGGCUGUGCAAUGAGAAGAGCCCGUGCCCGCUGCCUGUGUUCUGGUCUUCUUGGGGCUCCUGGUCUAAGUGCAGUGCAGAGUGUGGAGGAGGGGUCCACUCCCGAGUCAGGAGCUGUGAGAAGGGGAACACCUGCCCAGGAUGUGCUCUGGUACGGUAAACACACACACACAGACACACACCCUCAUACUGCACCCCAAAGGCAUUCUUUACUACAUCUCUCUCACAGAUAAACACCCUUGUUUGAUCUAGUGAAUGGCAUCUUUCAUUAUUCAUUUAUCAUAGUCUGAAGAUGAACAGUCAGGUUGAAACUGACAUAUCCACUCUCCUUUCCCUAAAACACUCCCUCCCUUAGGAGUACAAGACCUGUAACCUGGAGGCGUGUCCGGAGGUCCGCCGCAACACUCCCUGGACCCCCUGGAUGCCGGUGAAUGUGACCCAGGACGGGGCCCGCCAGGAGCAGAGGGCCCGCUACACCUGCAGGGCCCUCCUUCCAGACCCUCGUCAGCUGCAGCUGGGCAAGAAGAAGGUGGAGACCCGCGUCUGCCCCAACGACGGCACCGCCACCUGUGAGACUGAGCGUAAGUCUGAGGGCCGACCCACUCAUACACAUAUACUCGACAUGCAUCUACACACUUUCUCCAUACAGCUUUCCUCUCCCCUGUCCAGGCAGACAGGCAGACAGGCAGACAGGCAGGAAAGCCUGCUAAGCCUGAUGUUAUGCAGUGGGCUCAGGUUUUUAAACGGCCAGCUGGGAUGACCCAUGCUGUGCUCACUGGAGCGGGAUGAUCUGGGCGGUCGUACCCAGUGACAGGCUACCCGGGUUGGGGUCGGUGUCACAGUCCACAGCCUCUCAUUGAUUUAAAGGUCAGACAGGCAGGCAGAAUGCCUCUGUUGCUGACAGUAACUAGAGGGGGGAGAAGUGUGUGUGUGUGUGUGUGUGCAUAUUUAAGACAGGCUCCAUGUGAAGCAAGGCAGAUAGAGAGGAUGUGUUUGCGUCGACUUGCAGAGAGCAGAGCAACCGUGUGGUCACCAGGUCUAAACACCAUGUCACAGGCUGCCACCGGGUCUAAACACCAUGUCACAGGCUGUCACCAGGUCUAAACACCAUGUCACAGGCUGUCACCGGGUCUAAACACCAUGUCACAGGCUGUCACCGGGCCUAAACACCAUGUCACAGGCUGUUACCGGGCCUAAACACCAUGUCACAGGCUGUCACCAGUUCUAAACACCAUGUCACAGGCUGUCACCAGUUCUAAACACCAUGUCACAGGCUGUCACCGGGCCUAAACACCAUGUCACAGGCUGUUACCGGGCCUAAACACCAUGUCACAGAGGCCUUGUCUAAACUCAAGAGGAGACAUCUGGCCUCACGGUAACAAGUAACAAGGUCCUUAUGAAAUAUUACUGCUGCCCUGGUUUCAAACCACACAGACAGAAAAUAAAAAGCUUUUAAUUAAUUAUUGAAGUAAUUUCCAUAAUUUAGAUGAUGUGUUGCUUCUUUUUCCUUUUCAAAGAGUUCAUCUGGAAGCCAUUAACCCAGAUCUUACUCCACAGUUGAAUGUUUGGCCUAGAUUCUAACUGCACUGGUUACUGUCAGAUCAUGUAAUGAGGACGGAAGCCUCUACACUCCUAGAACCAUCACAUUUUCAGUUAUUUCAUUGCCAAGCUUUAGGUCACAGAAGACCAUUGUUUAUCAGAGCUGUUCUCUAUUUCCUACCAUACCAUUAGCAAAACAACAUCUUUUUGACUUUGAGAAGUAAAAAUAAUAUUGUAAAUCACAUUUUGUAUUGUAAUGUCUCGUGUAUGAGUGUCUCUGUGUCUCUGUGUGGUUCAGCUCUGGUUGAAGACUUGGUCAGGUCCAGUGGUGGUGACGGUAGCGGUCGACCUUUGUUCCGACAGCCAGGUGGCACCAGGUGGUCGCCGUGGGAGUCAUGGUCGACCUGCUCCCAGGAGUGUGCCAAAGGCUUCCGCACGCGCAAGCGCACCUGUGCCUCAGCUGAGGGUAAGAGCACGUCCAGUGCCUGUAGUGGAUCCCCAGUGGAGUACCAGGACUGCAACUCCCAGCCCUGCCCAGGUAAGACACCGACUAGUCACGUGCUACAGUACAUCUGCUCAAAUACUGUACUGACCGAUUAACUUAACGGGCAGUGUAGAACCGAGACUGGGAUUCCUUCAAAGCCGACAAUAGCCUUUUAAAGGCAAUUUCCCCCACGUUCUUGGAGAUCGCAUUCAUGGUAAAUGCUGCGGAUGUCGGCUUAAGCGUAAAUUGCCUUUAAAAGUCUGUAGUGAAAAAUAAACAAGUCUAAAAAUAAUGAAUAAAAUGUUUUGUUUUCAUGUGCUGAAAAUAUGUUUUAAAAAACUCAGCAUCUGAAUAAAUAGGUACACUCGUUGGCCAAAUGGAUUGGGCUAAAUUGAAAUGUUUCUUACAGAAGAAACAUGGAAAGCAUAUGCAUAACCAUGGUAGCAAUUAAAAGGGAACAAUUUGAAGAUUAUGAGAAAAUGAUUAGACUAAAGUUGAGGACACAACAGUUCACCUGACACAAGAAUUAAUCUAAACAUUCCACUGUUGACUUUAUAUGCAUUUUACAUUUACUGUACUUUUUGCCGCAUUUGUUGAUAAAGAAAUCUGAAAAUACUCUGGAUACAUUCAGUAACAUAAGAAUAUUCUUGGAAAUGUUGGGGUAGGUGCAACAUAAGACAAAUAAAUGACAAGGGUUUGAGUGAGAGGUCUAACUGGUGUUUCCAAGGGGCCACACACCUCUCCAAAGUGUGGACAGUUCCUAAGUCAUUCAAUGCACUUUUAUGACUCAAGAGUCUUCAACUAUAAGGUGAUUUUUUUAGCUCUCCUAGCUGUGUCGUUGAGGAACUAGAGCAGCACACUGGUAGUUGUUUUGUUUGGAACACAACCCUGCAUCCCCGCCUUUACACAAUUACUGUAGUUGUUUUGUUUGGAACACAACCCUGCAUCCCCGCCUUUACACAAUUACUGUAGUUGUUUUGUUUGGAACACAACCCUGCAUCCCGCCUUUACACAAUUACUGUUGUUGUUUUGUUUGGAACACAACCCUGCAUCCCCGCCUUUACACAAUUACUGUAGUUGUUUUGUUUGGAACACAACCCUGCAUCCCGCCUUUACACAAUUACUGUUGUUGUUUUGUUUGGAACACAACCCUGCAUCCCCGCCUUUACACAAUUACUGUAGUUGUUUUGUUUGGAACACAACCCUGCAUCCCGCCUUUACACAAUUACUGUAGUUGUUUUGUUUGGAACACAACCCUGCAUCCCGCCUUUACACAAUUACUGUAGUUGUUUUGUUUGGAACACAACCCUGCAUCCCGCCUUUACACAAUUACUGUAGUUGUUUUGUUUGGAACACAACCCUGCAUCCCGCCUUUACACAAUUACUGUUGUUGUUUUGUUUGGAACACAACCCUGCAUCCCCGCCUUUACACAAUUACUGUAGUUGUUUACACAUUCCAAAAAUGGUCCAUUAUAAAUCCCAAUCUGGGUCAGGUGGGCAUCAUUUGAAAGCUUGUUCUACUGCCAACAUGAAUAGCUAAAUUAUAAAAUAAGUUAGGUUUUCACAAGGCAAUUCAGAGAAGCAGAUUUUAAUUUUUGUCACGCUCGUUGAUAGACGGAUCAGACCAAGGUGCAGCGUGGUAUGCGUACAUAUUCCUUUAUUAACUGAAUACAGAAUCAAAACAACAAAAUACAAACAAACGUGAAGUUCAACAGGCUACACAAGCCAAAACAGAAACAAGAUCCCACAACUAAGGUAGGCAAAAUGGCUGCCUAAGUAUGAUCCCCAAUCAGAGACAACGAUAGACAGUUGCCUCUGAUUGGGAACCACACCCGGCCAACAUAGAAAUAGAACAUCUAGAAUUUCACACCCUGACCAAACCAACUAGAGAAAAACAAGGCUCUCAAGGUCAGGGCGUGACAAUUUUGGUGCGCAUAAAAUGGAGUCAUGAAUGCAUUCUGCUGCGUGGUCCGCGGCAAUUUCUUUUCACAAUACAAUAAACGUAGGCUCAUUCUGUUCAGGACAACCCAGGGUAUAACGCCAUGUCAUCUUGUAACUAACUGUACAUCAAACCUAGUGAUCAUAAACGUUGACACUGUAUAUGACAUGAGUUUUAUGAUAUGGAAAUGUGAAGUGGGCAUUUGGAGUCCCGGGUGUUUGACUUGCUUGUAUGACAUCAAAGCGGUAUUUAUUAUAAUCCUCAACGUCUCAUCUUUCAAAAUAUAUCGAGUCCUCGUAAUUUACAGCAUUUCCCUCAUUCAGACAACAAAACAUUUGCAGAAGUUGCCCAGUUAGCGGGAGGGAUGGGGGAAACUUUUUGUUGCGCGCGGUGCUUAAGCUCAGAACGGCUGUCAGUCAAAACCCAUACAGAGCUGUGAAGAGCAGAGCCAGAGCUGUAUAGCAUGUUACUGUACAGCCACUGUGUUCAAAUGUAGCCGCUUAUCAGUGUCCAAAUCAGACAUUUUCAACCCGUAUACAAGUACGAGUGUAAAGGGCUACAAGAAAUUCAUGUAAUUACGCAUUUUAUAUUUUCUAUGAAAGUUUGACGCAUAUGUUUGUGUCCAGUGAAAGGAGCCUGGUCGUGCUGGGCGUCAUGGUCUCACUGCUCUGCCACCUGUGGAGGUGGGCACUACCAGCGAACACGUACCUGUAGCAACCCUGCCCCCGCCAAUGGAGGUGACAUCUGCAUCGGCCUGCACACUGAAGAGGCCCUGUGCAACACACACACCUGUGAAGGUAUGCAGAAUGAACAGAUUCACAGAUGACAGAUAGGCAGCAGAUACACAACAUUCAGUCAUAUCCUGCACAGAUCACAGAUACACAUAUUUGCAGCAUUCGUUCAUACAAAUAUUGUUUUUAAAAUGUUGAGCAUUCAAAAUAACUCAUUUAAAUGAUGGGGCAUAAGUCAUGUUAAGGUUAUUUAGCUGCUAUGUGGUAUUGAGUUCACUGUGGCUUUACUUUGACUUAUAGUAGCACAACAACUCAUCAUCCUCUCUUCCUCCCCUCUCUCCGUCCACCCUCUCCUCUCUCUCCUCCAACUCCCUCCACUCCUCCCCUGUUCCUCCAGGUGGCUGGCUGGUGUGGUCAGAGUGGAGGGAGUGUGAUGAGGAGGGGCUGCAGCAUCGCAGCAGGGAGUGUGGGGAACGGGAGGCAGACCCCAGCCUGUGUCAGGGCAAUGCCACCACGAGCAGGCCCUGUCAGUCCCGCGAGGUGCCAGGUCAGUCCCCAACAUUUUAAAUGCACGGCUAAAUAGCCAGCUGACAAAGUCGAAAAUGAACUAUUCAAAUUCAAAAAUGAACUAUCACUUUAUGGGCAGUGCUUGUUUGGUUUUGCUGCAGAAAGCGGGGAGCUUUGACUCUAUUGGAUGGUUGAAUUGUGCAUUGCAGUAACAGUCUCUCUCUCUCUCUCUCUCUCUCUCUCUCUCUCUCUCUCUCUCUCUCUCUCUCUCUCUCUCUCUCUCUCUCGCUCUCUCUCUCUCUCUCUCUCUCUCUCUCUCUCUCUGUUUCUUCCUAUUUCUCUCCUUUCUCUUUAUCUCUCUUUCUAUUUUUCUCUGCAGUCGUUCUGCCUGGACAGGAUAACGACCAGCGCUGUGGGGGUAAGUGAAUUACGAGCUUCCUCCCUCCUCCUCACCAUCCCAGUGGGGGGUAACAGGGACCCCCAAGGACAUGGAGCAUGCCUCUCGUCACCCCUUCCUCCCCCUCUUCCGCUCCCUCUCCUCUUGUUUUACCCCCUGCCCACUCCCGUUGCAUCACAAAUUAAUCAAUGCCACCCUGAUUACACACAAAGCUAUCAUUCCUAAAACCUUUAGGCCUAGAUUCAAUCAGAUCAAGCGUUAACCGGCGAUAGCCGACACCCGCAGCUGAUGUUUUGGCGGUGUCGGAGGUGUAACUGUGUUGGAGCUGUCAAAUCGGUGAGCAGCUGCUCUUGAUCAUUGUCACGAAGCCACACCCGUCCCACUCGCGUUAGAAGGUCAGAACGAGAAAGUGUAGGCUAUAUAGAAAUAAUUACGCUCAAAUGGAAAAUCAUUCAACUAAAUAAUGAGGAUUUCUAUCAGCCUAAUCGAGGUGUAGAUUACAUCUCACAUUCCAAUAUUCAAACUUGUGAACAAGGCUGCAUGGGAUUUCUGUUAAUGCGACUCCGUUCAGCCAAUGACAAUGUCCGCUUUAGGUAUAAUGCCAGGAGCCGCUUGUGGAUCUGACAGCUCUACUGCAGUUCCACCACCGACACCCCCAAAACAACCGCUAUGCGGAUGUAGGCUAAAGCGGAUCUGUUUGAAUAGAGCCCUAAAGCCUUGUUCACAUUGGCAGUUUGAAGUGAUUAAAAUAAAAUAUAAAUUGCAUAUCUGAUCCGAAUCUGUUAUUUUUCCUGCAGUCUGAACAGCCAGAAAGUACAUGGAAUCAGAUAUUUCAAGCCAUAUUUCAAACCACCUUUGUAGGUGGUUUGCAAUCAGAUAAAAAUCUGAUUCCUGGCUGCGCAACUUGUGUCUGAAUGGUCAAAUCUUAUUUAUUUGCCCUCAAGUGGUUUUUAGACUGUUAUUUGGCAUAUAAUGUUGCUUACUAGCUAGUGGGUUGACAAUUUUGACAAGAACGUGUGGUAGCUAAUUAGUUUGUUAAUUGUUUAAGAAAAAAUUACUGAAUGUGCUAGAAAGCUAAACAGCUACUUAGCUAGCUAGUUGACUGGUGUGGCUAGCCAAAAAUGACUAGUUUUGAAACUUGGAUCAUCUUAUCCUUUGAGGCUUAAAAAGGGUUCUUACACUAUGAUUUUGAACAUUCAAAACAACUGGGAGGCAUUGUUGUCACCUUAGCUUGCUACAUAACUUCUGAGUGAUAGGAAGCACAAGCACCACCACCACCAAUCAGCCUACACCACUGCGCAAACACCCAUUGUUACUAUGACAACUAGCAUAGCCAUGUCAGCAGAUAACUGCUAUCUGAACACACACAAAUCCGAUUUGGUCAAUUGUAACUUGCUGUUUGGACAGUCAGUAUUCCAAAACGGAUUUGAAAAACCAAACUGAUUUGAACAUUAAGGCCUGCAGUGUGGCCAUUUUAGCUGAUCCUCUCAUGACAAAGAAAUUAUGGAGCUAUUGCACUGUUGCUAGUAGACCUGGGUUCAAAUACUGUUUGUAAUCUUUCAAAGACGUUUACUCUAGCAUGGCUGCAGUGCUAUAUGGCCGGAGUUUGCACUUUUAGAACUGUUCCAUUUAGCUAGGCAAGCUCAAUUAAGCACAGAUAAAGCUGUUUAACUGAUUUCGAAUAGUAUUUGAACCCAGGUCUGAACACUAGCUUAGCUGCACUUUGCCUUCAAAACAGGUUUGAACUCGCAAUUUUUGGGAACAAGACUACAUUGCCAAAGCAAACAUAUUGGAACAUAUUAAAUCAAUGAUGAUGGAGUAAAUAAUAACAAUAAUAUUCAAACUGUCUCUCUUUCUCUCUCCUCCUACCAGCCUUCUCUCUGUUCCACCUGAUGGCCACGGGAGCGUUGUGUUUCUUUGCGGCGGUGGGGCUGUCGGUCCUGGUCUAUGCCUACUGCCAGCGACUCCACAAGCCCUCCCAGGACUCAGCCGUCAUCCACCCCACCACGCCCAACCACCUCAGCUAUAAGGGCAACACCACGCCAAAGAAUGAGAAGUACACCCCCAUGGAGUUCAAGGUAGAGUAUUCCACUCUUUCUACCCCCCCCCCCCCCCCCCUCCCCCAAACAUAGGGAAUGGAAUGAUCCGCUAGGGCAGAAUCAGACCUGCAGGUUCAGAUAGAUAACAUUUGUUUUCUUUCAAAUACUUUGAGCUUUUAAUUAAAUCUGCCUGGAGUGCCAGAUGGGUUUCAUUGCACCAGGCAAGCCCAAUCAAGCACAGAUGAAGAAUUUGAAAUAAAGUAAAUACUAUUUGAAUGUAGGUCUGCUUCAAAUACCAAAUAUCAGACCUCAAAUGCUCGGGUCAUUGUAGUCCUUGCUUGUCUGAUUUAGUCUAUUUUGCUCUUUGGUAGAAUGGCAGAGAGAGAGCAGCAAGAGAGAGCAGCAAGAGAGAGCAGCAAGAGAGAGCAGAGAGAGAAAGCAGAGAGAUAGCAGAGAGAGAGAGAGAGCAGAAAGAGAGCAGAGAGAGAGCAGAGAGAUAGCAGAGAGAUAGCAGCCUGUAGCUAUAGCUGUGUCCGUUCGUCCCGCCCUUGUGAUGUCCCAGUGAUGUACUGUCUGUUUGCCUCCCACUCUUUAUUAAUGUGUUCAUUAGCCUGUUAACCUAUCAGAAAGGAGGGCAAGACUCUCACAGCUGUGUUUGAUUAAUCGAGCCAUUACCUGAAUUAAUUAGCUCACGUCUGCUCUCUGGCUGUGUCCUCACACACACACACACACACACACACAAACACACACGCACGCACACAAACACUCCCUUAUGUCCUUCCUGUGUCAUCUGCUGCCUCUCGCCAUGGUUACCAGCGAUUGACACCAUGGUCUGUCUGUCUGAGACCCCCAAAAGGGAUCGUUAGUCCAUCUGUGUGUGAUUGAUCGUGUCUGCUUGUUGAUACAGUUUGAUGUAUUAUAAUAUCUGUGUGUGAUUGAUCGGGUCUGUGUGUCAUGAUACAGUAUGAGGUAACUGUGGGAGAGAAUCUCAGUUGCAUACUCCUUGUGUCCUCUCCUCACCUCCUUCUCAAGACCCAAAGCCAGAGGUCCCUCCCCUUUGACCUUCUCCUCCAAUGGGUUUUGAGGAGGAGGCGAGGAGGGAGAUUCUCCCUGUGUGUUAGUGGGCGGUACAGUGGGGCGAUGCAGGGAAGUGAAACUGGAAACAAAAAUGAGCUUUCUCAUUGGACGAGAUCAGAUAGCGCCUCUUGCCUUUUGAAACCUUUUCUUCCAUGUUGCACCUACUGAACACCCCCUGUUCUGUUCCCUUCUGUCUUCCACAGACACUGAACAAGAACAACCUUCUCCCGGACGAGAGCUGCAACUUCUUCCCCUCGCCCCUCUCGCCCCUCCCCUCCCUCCCCCAGAAUAAUGUGUACACCACCACCUACUACCCUGCACCCCUGGGUAAAUACGACCACCCCUUCCACCCCGACUCGCCUUGCAGGAACUAUAUGCACCACAGUUGA